AUGGCCAAGUUCCUGGUCUUCGACACCGUCGCAGCAAUGGUCUACCGCCAGCUACCUUGGAUGGCGAACAGGAAAGGGACUUCCUCCAUGGUGUCCAUGUUUUCCGGCGCCGUUGCAGGCAUUAUCUCCACCUUCGUGAGCCAGCCUGCAGACGCCAUCCUCACGUGCAUGUCGGCGACCCCUCAGCUAGGCAUAGCAGGAGCAGCAUCAGCCUUGUGGAGAGACGGACAGUUCGGUGCCUUCUACGCGGGUUUCUCCACGAGGGCCGCGUGGGCCGCCGCCAUCAUCGGAGGGCAAUUCCUGCUGUAUGACGUGGCGAAGAGGAUUUUUGGGGUGACUCAUGGGGAUCUCUCCCAGACUGCCGACGCUCUCUCGACGGCAUUACGCAACGAUCAGGUCUUCCAGCCAUCACAGCCCGGUCUCGCAGGCGGCCCCCGCCCGCGAACUGUGUCUGCGACAUCGCGAAGGUUUGUCCAUGGCAGACUGCGACCGCCCGUCCUCGUUGGAAGAAGUUGGCUUCGGAGAAUCCGAUGCCGCUUUCUCAGCGAGAGGCCGUGA
Symbiodinium sp. CCMP2592 is the source of this 558-nucleotide messenger RNA. The record is from the annotation of a GenBank genome assembly. NCBI's taxonomy places the organism in Eukaryota, Dinophyceae, Suessiales, Symbiodiniaceae.